AUGCGUUUGACUGGUCUUCUUCCCCUACUCCUGGCUGCCGCCCCGGCGGUGGAUGCCGCCCGUGGGAAGCUGGGCUUCUCGCUGGGCAACAGAAAUGCCGACGGAUCCUGCAAGUCACGGGAGGACUAUGAGAACGACUUUGAUGCUUUGAAGGAUUUGACCAACCUCGUCCGCACUUACUCCGGCACCGAGUGUCACACCCCCGAAAGAAUCCUGCCUGCCGCCAAGGCAAAGAAUUUCAAGGUGGUCCUGGGGAUCUGGGUCGGCCGCGCCCCGAGCAAGGAUGACGAAGGCACCAAUGAUGCUUCGUUCAAAGGUGACUGGGCUGCUGUCAAGAAUGCGAUCUCGACUUCUGGACAGGAUGACGCCGUUCAUGCCAUCACUGUCGGCUCGGAGGCUCUCUACCGGGGCGACUUGACCGGACCGCAGCUCCACCGGUACAUCAAAGUGGUGCACGACUACGUGACCAAGGAAUUGAAGAACGACAAGCUCCUUGUCGGUACCGCCGACAGCUGGAACAAGUUCGCCGACGGAACCGCGGACAGUCUCUUCACCGAGGAACCCAUUGUGAAAUAUGUGUAUGUGGAAUCCGGUCCAUUUCUUCAUUAUAUCUCUCGCGCUAAUUUUCCCAACAGUCUGUCCAAUGCCUUUGCCUACUGGCAGGGCCAUAAGGCUGAGGAAUCUCACUGGACGUACUUCGAUGACAUGUCAAAGGCGAUGCAGCACAUCCAGAAGGUUGCUGGCGACAAAGCCGACCAAAUCACGGUUGUCAAUGGCGAAACUGGCUGGCCUACCGACGGUGGCUCCGACUACGAGGCGGCCAAGGCUGGUACGCAGAACGCCAAGACCUUCUGGCGACAGGGUGUCUGCGGUAUGCUCGCAUGGGGUGUUGACCUAUUCUACUUCGAGGGCUUUGACGAGUCGUGGAAGCCCGACAGCAAGGGCGACAACGGCAAGAUGGCCGACGAGAAGCACUGGGGUCUGUUCAAAGGUAACCGCGAUUUCAAGUUCGACACCGCCUGCCCGAAAUAG
This is a messenger RNA of Penicillium alfredii, 1032 nucleotides long. RefSeq names its product 1,3-beta-glucanosyltransferase Bgt1 (gene bgt1). The record is from RefSeq and is a predicted model, not a curated record. Gene Ontology annotation, molecular function: glucan endo-1,3-beta-D-glucosidase activity; 1,3-beta-glucanosyltransferase activity. Gene Ontology annotation, cellular component: fungal-type cell wall; extracellular region; cell surface. The transcript has 3 exons. Bases 1 to 1032 code for a protein of 343 amino acids. NCBI's taxonomy places the organism in Eukaryota, Fungi, Ascomycota, Eurotiomycetes, Eurotiales, Aspergillaceae. Gene Ontology annotation, biological process: cell wall organization; carbohydrate metabolic process.